Molecule: messenger RNA, 5629 nt
Organism: Didymodactylos carnosus
Lineage: Eukaryota; Metazoa; Rotifera; Eurotatoria; Philodinida; Philodinidae
Source: the annotation of a GenBank genome assembly
CGUUUCAGUUAGUUUUGCGAGUUUUGAUUGAAAUGAAGUCGUAUUAUCGCCAGAUAGACAAAAAACCACAGAGAAUCCGAUGGACAUGCUCUCGAGCGGUAUCUGCAAAGGAUUUCCGGAAGAUCUUCACAGGAUCUUCAGAGGGUUCUAGAAGGGUGAGGGUGUCACCUUCAUCCUCACCCAUAUCAGAGAAUUCUUCCGGAUUUGAGCUUUCACUUUUUUCAGCAGCAUCUUCCUCUGAUCGGCGUUUCGAAGCAUUAGUACGGGAGUGAGAACGGCGACGGUUGACUAGAGGCAUAAUAAGUUUAAUGGAAAUAUAGAAAAGGUGAAUAAGUAAUCUAAAAGAGAGACAAACUUAGAUUAGUUAACUAAAAAAAUAGGGAAUAAGUGACUAGUGAUCACUAGUACCAAAUAUCUUGGAUCCGUCUCAGAUCAGCGCAACUUUUACUGCAGACCCUUCUAAAACCCUCUGAAGACCCUGUGAAGAUCUUCCGGAAAUCCUUUGCAGAUACCGCUCGAGAACAUGUCCAUCGGAUUCUCUGUGGUUUUUUGUCUAUCUGGCGAUAAUACGACUUCAUUUCAAUCAAAACUCGCAAAACUAACUGAAACGGACUUGGCCGUUUUUACAUGGUCCCCACUAAAAUCGACGUAUCUCAGCGAGGAAAUAAAAUUUAAAAAAAAAGUUAUAUUUUUGAAGAGGGGCAUCUGGCGAAUCUCACCAUGUAUAAAAGUUGGCUCUUCGACCCCUUACAAAAAAACAGAUAGGUUUUUAAAAACAAAGACCCGUUUUUAGACCUUCAGCUCGAGGCAUCCUUAACGGAUAGACGUUUGGGUCUAAAAAUGACUUUCAGGUUAGUUACCAAUUCAGUUUUCGAUGCUGAAUCCAAAAAACUUUGAUUCAAGCUUUGAAACCGUAACUUGAAAAACUACAGCCAUUUUCUGAAAACCUUGCGAUUUUGGGGUUUUUAAGGCCCCUCAGUAUUUUGCGAAGUCCUCUGCGAGGAAAAGGUUUUGAGAGCCGGGGAAGUGAUAUUCGCGAUCAGCGCAAAGUUUUCUAUCGAAUGGUGCAUAAAACGUACAAAAAUAAAUUUACUGCAAGUCUGCCAUCUUACAAAACUUUCAUCCUAUUAAUGUAUGUUCCUCUCUUACCUCUGUCGUGCUCACUAAUGCGGUUCUAGCUUGUUUGGACACUAUUAUUUCAAGUGGUAUUUUUACAUGUAUUUGGCAAUGAAAUAGUAGAAUAAACUGAUAUGAGUUUAUUGUGGAUUUCUUCUUCUUUCAUCAAAAAAAAUAUUUUUCACAAGUUUAAGACUACAUUCCAUCUAUUUCUGUUUCUCGUAAAUCAUCAGCACCGGGUAUUUUGUGUUUACGAAAUAAGAUUGACUCUAGCGCAGAGAUGUGCACGGGUACCGUUUUCGUACCCGUAUUCGACUCGAAAAUUUUUUUUCCAUCUGUAUUUGAUCCGACCCGAGAACUUUGUAUCCGUACUCGAUCUGUAUCCGACUUAUGCCUAAAAAUUUUCUCCGUUUUGUUUUUCGGCUGGAGAUGACAAACUAUCAUUACAUUCUCGAGUAACUGUUUUUUAAAACUUCAUGUAUUUUAUCCAAAAUCUUGUGUUUUUCCACCUUCCGGUUUUCGGGUAAAUAAAAAAAACGGAACCCGUACCCGACAACUUUGUAUCCGUAUCCAAACUUCGGAUCGGGUUGUACAUCUCUACUCUGGCGGUAGGAACAGACGAUAAUUCUAUUCGAAGUGGAGAUUGCAAUGUGUUUAUAGAUAAUCUCUCUCAUAUCCAGCUCGACUAACAUACGAAAUUACUAAGAACAACUUGUGAGUAGAAAAUAGUAAAUUAUUUCUAGGCAAUUGUUUUUCACGUUGGCCGAGACAUCGCCUAACUUUUUUGUGUUGUACUACUAACACGAAUCUGCUAAACAUGUCUUCAAGUUUGUGUGUCUAACUCGUUCAUUACAUAGAUAGUCUCACACUGUUGUACCUGAUUUUCAUUAAAUUUGAGUGAGUGUUGUGCGGAUGUAGUCCAAAUUAAUUACAAACUAAAAUUUAAACUGUUUAAUUAGAGGUUUCGUCAUUAGUACCUACUAGAGUCAUUUUGUUACGCAACCUAAAUAACUAUUUGUGAUAAAUCUAUUAAUUUCACUUUUUUAUUUUAGGACAAUUGGCUCCAACAAAUUUAACAGCAUACAUAGCCAAUGCUCACAUGAUGAGCGUUACCUGGGAUUUACCACCAAAUUUAAAUGCUAUUGAUAAAGUAUUUAUAACAAUAACGGAUGUUGAAGCUAAUCGAACAAUACAAAUGCAAUCAUUUGAUAACAGUAUUAAGAAAUUAGAUAUACAAAUAAAAGCAAAUGAUCCAUACAGCGUACAACCAAAUCGAACAAUAAGAUUUUCGGCUAGAUGUUCAGAUAGAAAUGGUCAAAAUUCAACGACAACUAUCUAUCAGAUGUAUAUUAAUAUGAAAGAUCCAGCACCAUUAAAUGUUCGUGUAUUUCGUGUUAAUGAUACAUGUAUCAAUGUAACCUGGGAUCCCAUAUAUCAUCCUGAAGUGUCAAGAUAUAUUGUUUAUUAUAAUGAUAAAUCAGAAACAAAAGAUAUCGAAAAAUGGCCACUAUAUUCACCGCCACCUCAUGCGUCAUCAACAUUAAUCAGUAAAUUAAAGCCUGAUGUUAUUUAUAAUGUCCGUGUUAACGCAGAAUUUACUGUGAGAAAAGAUAGUUCGGCACCCCAAAUUUAUGCCGGUACAAUGUCCGAAAUAUAUGUAGCUGAUGUCUAUCGCAAGCCUCAAUUCAUAACGCAAUAUGACGAUUCGUUGAGUAGACCAACAGAUAUGACUUAUACUGAAGUGACAGCAAAUAGUGUUCGAAUUUGGUUUAAUUUUGAAGACAAAACUCCUCAUUAUGGUCGAAAAGUACAGAGAUUAGAAGUACAUUAUGAAGGUGUCCAAAAUUAUGUCGAUGGUUUGGGUACACCACGCUUUAAUUCUCAUCGUAAUUCAGCUGGGCUUAUUACACUGCCAGCACAUGGAGUAGUUAAUCGCGAAUGGCUUGUAACAGGUUUAGCGGCAAACACAAAUUACACGUUAAAUUUGAGUGCAACAACUGCCGAUGAUUCAUAUUCAUCUGGUCAUUCCACUGUUAAAGUUUACAGUCGUCCAGCAACAGUUCGAUUUCAAACCGAUUAUGAUUAUCGACCAGACAUUAAACGUGGAAUGAAAAAUGUCGGUGGUAAAACAGUACCAUUAGUUUUACACAAAGCAUCAACUAAAAAUGGACCAAUUGAUCGUUAUUAUGUUGUUGUACACUUACUUGAAAAAGUCACAUAUCAGUCCUACGUUCCUCAAGAAGGUCGGAGAGAUUGUUGUUAUACAGCUGCUGUAUUUCCAGCAGACAAACUUCCCGAUACAUUUUUCCUCGGUGAUGGUAAAACAACAGUAGAUUAUUAUCCAUUUGCUGCAAAUGUGUAUAACAAUUCACUCAUAGAAACAAAUUGCAAAGUAAAACUUGUUUCAUGGGGAUUUAAUCGAAAAAAGGAGAAUUUAACAGCAUCAAGUGCAACAACUCCGAUUAUCUUAAAUUCAAAACCUAUUCAAGCAAAUCAGGAUACAAUGAACAAUUUAUUAUGGAUAUUUGGGAUUGUUGUUAGUAUUUUCAUUCUAUUUAUUAUGUUGAUCGUUUUUGCUGUUAAAUAUAGUCGUACGAAAAAGAAACCAAUUACGCCGCCACCUGAAUCAGUUCCAUUCGAUUUAACACCAAAAGUGAUUACAAUGGAAAUGCCGAUACUACCUCCAGCUAUCUCACCAGCAUCAUCUGGGGAACCAGUCGAAGCGAGACGUACACACUGUAUUACGGCUAGUAAUACUUACAGUGUAAAAACUCAUCCACCCAUUCACGUUGAUGAUUUUGCAACACAUGUUGAACGUUUAAAAGCAGCAGAUAAUUAUAAAUUUUCACAAGAAUACGAAUCAAUUGAUCCUGGUCAACAAUUUUCAUGGGACAAUUCAUUGUUGGAAUAUAACCGUGCAAAAAAUCGUUAUGCAAAUGUCAUUGCCUAUGAUCAUUCGAGAGUUGUGUUGAGGCCCAUAGAUGGUAUACCGGGAAGUGAUUAUAUUAAUGCCAAUUACAUGGAUGGCUAUAGAAAGCAAAAUAUGUAUAUUGCAACACAGGGUCCGUUACCUGACACAUUUGGCGAUUUUUGGCGAAUGGUUUUUGAAACGAAUUCAGCAUGUAUUGUAAUGAUGACUAAAUUAGAAGAACGAAAUCGUCUUAAAUGUGAUCAGUACUGGCCAUCAAGAGGAACAGAAACAUACGGACCCAUCCAAGUAGCCCUGACAGAUUUUAUUGAAUUAGCGACUUACAGUAUAAGAACAUUCAAUAUAGCCUGGAUUGGUCACCCAGAAAAACGUGAAAUACGUCAUUGUCAAUUUACAGCAUGGCCUGAUCACGGAUUACCAGAUCAUGCAACAGCGUUUCUGCUGUUUUUGAGGCGUGUGAAAAUAUUAAAUCCGGCUGAUUCUGGUCCAAUUAUAGUCCAUUGUAGCGCCGGUGUUGGUCGUACUGGAUGCUUUAUUGUCUUGGAUGCCAUGAUUGAUCGUCUUAAACACGAAAAAACAGUCGAUAUAUAUGGACAUGUCACGUUGUUGAGAUCACAACGUAAUUACAUUGUUCAAACAGAAGAACAGUACAUAUUUAUCCAUGAUGCUGUUAAUGAAGCUAUUCAAUCCGGUUAUACCGAAAUAAUAGCUAAAAAUUUAUUUGCGCAUUUACAGCGUUUAUUACAGCCAAUUAAUGAUAGUUCAUUAACAGAAAUGGAAUUAGAAUUUAAACGACUAGCCAAUGUUAAAGCACAACCAUCUAAAUUUAUAAGUGCUAAUUUACCAUCGAAUAAAUUCAAAAAUCGUCUAGUGAAUAUUUUACCAUAUGAGAAUACACGUGUGUGUUUAUCACCCAUACGCGGUAUUGAUGGAUCAGAUUAUAUAAAUGCCAGUUAUAUUGAUGGUUAUCGUUCUCCAAAAGCAUACAUUGCUACUCAGGGACCACUAUUAGAGACUGUUGAUGACUUUUGGAGAAUGUUAUGGGAACAUAAUUCAACAAUUAUUGUCAUGUUAACCAAAUUAAAAGAAAUGGGAAGAGAAAAAUGUGUUCAGUACUGGCCAAAUGAACAUUCUUCUAGAUAUGGUUAUUUUGUUGUUGAUCCAAUCGCUGAAUACAAUAUGCCUCAAUAUGUACUAAGAGAAUUCAAAGUGACAGAUUCUAGAGAUCGUCUAUCUCGAACAGUUCGGCAAUUUCUAUACACUGAAUGGCCAGAUCAAGGAGUACCUAAAUUUGGUGAAGGUUUCAUUGAUUUUAUUGGUCAAGUUCACAAAACGAAAGAACAGUUUGGACAAGAUGGUCCGAUUAUAGUUCAUUGUUCAGCCGGUGUUGGACGAACAGGAGUAUUCAUUACACUUAGUAUUGUAUUAGAUAGAAUUCGGUAUGAAGGAGUUGUCGAUGUAUUUCAAACAGUGAAACUACUAAGAACUCAAAGGCCAGCCAUGGUACAAACAGAGGAUCAAUAUCAAUUCUGUUAUCGUGCUGCCCUAGAGUAUCUUGGCUCAUUUGAUAAUUUUGUCUCCUGA